UCCUUCAUACGGUCGGAGGGUGGCUACCAAUUUCUUUCUGGUAGCCACUGUUCUAAUACACGAAUAACAUAUGCGACCGUAUACUACAACGCGGCGUCGACCUAUUUCCUUACCGUGAAUUCUACGAAUGCCCUUCGCCAAGUUUCCCCCCGAUUCCGUUCCACGACCUUAAUUACAUUACAAGAACCAUCACAACCGAUCAGCUUAAGAAUAUUAAUUGCGACGCUGCGAAUCACUAUUACAAUUGCUGACUCAAGUUUGCGACAAACUAGUACAUCGAGACUUGCGCCAAUGAUCUGACAACCUCCACAACCUAAUCGCUAGUCAGAUCGAUAUCGAGGUGGAUUUUUAGUACGGCCAUGAGUACACCCUUUGAGUAAUUACUGGAUAUUGCGGCGGAUUAAGGAGAUACGCGAAACCUCGGUCGCAUUGGUAUUUGUUGACGCGCCGUUCGCGUUUCGCAAUGUUGUCUUUCAAUCCCAACAGCCAUGGCGGAGCGUCGGGUCCUAAGACGCCCGAGCCUACGACCUUCGGCGAUGAAUUACAACCGCCCUCCCCCCCGCGACGAUUCAGAUUGAAGAGACGACACCUAACUCCACAUUUAAAUGCGCCGACUCAACAGUUCUUGGCUUCCGUCGCAGCAGCCGACGUGCCCGUGCCAAGUAUCGAGGUAGAUGAAUCGGACAGUAUGAUGUAUGAGGAAGAAGAGGCGGAGACAUAUGGACACUUGCAAGUGCGCACCUUUUCACCUCCCAAAACACCCGCAAUCGAGUUCGCACCGACUUCCGAAACCAAGUACCCUGACUGGACUCUUGGAUCGGAGUGGAGCUACUCAGACCUUGAAUCAAGCCCGGAAUAUGAGUCUAGCAGACCAUCUACGGCUUUCUCCACCCAGACCAGCACGUCACUGUUUAGUCAACUCUCACAGGCUACUGAGGAUGGCGAUUUUAUAAGUCCAGAGCCAAAGCCGUUAGAGCUACCCAAUCUCGACUCUCACACCAAUGUAGAUGCGGCGCGUAAGGAGAGAUCGCGAAAGGCACCAUGGACUAAAGCCAUGGAUUCGCAUUUAUGGUCAACUUACAUGCUUUACUUGCAAGACCCGCGUGUCACUCCAAUUCGUCUUAGUAGGAGCCGUAUUCCUCCCACUGGUGUUUGCUUGCGCGUUGCACGAGAAGCUAAAAGAAGCUGGAAAGGAUCAAAAGGGCUUUUAACGGCGGACACUAAGAGCGGAAGCAACACCCCUACCGCAGAGACCUCGAAGCCUUACAUUGAAUGGCCUCAUACUUGUGCUGCUACCAGGGCCCAUCUACGUGAGCUUUGUAAGCGCAACGCCGCUGCCAGUCCGCGACAGUAUAAGUCGCCGAGUCCCGCUCCCUUUUCUAAGGCAGCUCAUCGUCGUUGGAACCGAAAAUCCGUUCCAGCUACAUCACCUUCCAUAUUCUCUGCCCAUGAUAUGGCUCUUUCCUUGGCAGUGAGCACUUCUGACACUAUGAAGCCCGAGGCUCCCUUAGCUCAGCUCACAAGCUCUGAAAUGGAGCCUUUACCAGAGCCUGUGGAAGAUAUCGAGGUGAAGGCAGCUAAGCAGGAACCACUAUCUCCAGACGUACCGUUUCUGCCCUCUCCAGUUAUGGCUAAGAGCUAUGGACCAAGUUCGUCCUCCACCUUUGCUUCAGGUAUCAGUUUGCCCCGGCAAUCGAAUACGGUUGGUUCACGCAAACUCCUCAAGUCGCCGGUUCGCCUCACCCGAUCUCGCUCGGGUACGCAGAAGCGUAGGUCCACUAAGAGUGAGGACCUAUCACGAAAGCGCCCGAGUCUAGCAGCCGCUUUCUGGAAAGAAUCGUCCGAAACUUCGAACAAUCUGGUACAAACUCAACCUUCAGUGACGCGCAAUCGAGGCAAUAGUAUGUUCAUGCAGGAACCGCAAGAGUUCCCUGGCCCGUCGGCGCCCCACAUCGACGAGUCCGACCCUUUUGUUGUGUCAGCUGUAUCUGCAGCGCCACCUACGCAGCCACGCCGCCUAGGAUCGCCGUUCUCUGGCUCUUGCUCAAGCCUUAGCUUUCCUAACAGACUGUCAACUCCAAUUAACUUUAACCUAACGGCUUUACGCCGACCUUUUGCGACCGUACAGCAAACAAGCCAAGAACGUUCGGAAGCGCAACCAGCUUCUAGAUCCUCUUUGCCAUCCCGUUUGGCCUAUCUCGAUCAGCGACUAAGAGAAAUUCGCAACCGCAGACGUUCUCAGUCCCCCAUGUAAUCAAUAUCGGCAAUCGCACCAUUCUUAAACUACUUUGACACCAUCGCGUGUGUUCUUUCUUUGUAUACAACUAUA
This is a messenger RNA of Hypoxylon trugodes, 2329 nucleotides long. RefSeq lists its product as uncharacterized. The transcript has a single exon. NCBI's taxonomy places the organism in Eukaryota, Fungi, Ascomycota, Sordariomycetes, Xylariales, Hypoxylaceae. The record is from RefSeq and is a predicted model, not a curated record. The coding region runs from base 464 to 2254 and encodes 596 amino acids.